CGCAAAAUCACUAAAUUUAAGCAUCUUCAUUCAAAUCCAGAAACUCAAUGAACAAAACACUUCAAUCAAGGAAACACUCGAUAGACAAAACACUUCAAUCAAGGAAAAAUUUGAUGAACAAAACGCUUUAAUCAAGGAAAAAUUUGAUGAACAAAACGCUUUAAUCAAGGAAAAAUUUGAUGAACAAAACGCUUUAAUCAAGGAAAAAUUUGAUGAACAAAACGCUUCAAUCAAGGAAAAAUUUGAUAAACAAAACGCUUCAAUCAAGGAAAAAUUUGAUGAACAAAACGCUUCAAUCAAGGAAGUUAUCGUUAAAUUCUCUGAGCUCUACAAUAAAAUGAGCUAUAUUGAAGGUAUUCUUAGUGUUACAAGUCCAAUCGAAAAAAAUGAAAAACAAAAAUGA
Funneliformis geosporum is the source of this 403-nucleotide messenger RNA. The record is from the annotation of a GenBank genome assembly. NCBI's taxonomy places the organism in Eukaryota, Fungi, Glomeromycota, Glomeromycetes, Glomerales, Glomeraceae.